Clupea harengus (Atlantic herring) is the source of this 2690-nucleotide messenger RNA. RefSeq names its product malate dehydrogenase 1B, NAD (soluble) (gene mdh1b). Lineage: Eukaryota; Metazoa; Chordata; Actinopteri; Clupeiformes; Clupeidae. The record is from RefSeq and is a predicted model, not a curated record. Gene Ontology annotation, biological process: malate metabolic process. Gene Ontology annotation, molecular function: malate dehydrogenase activity; oxidoreductase activity, acting on the CH-OH group of donors, NAD or NADP as acceptor.
AGGACCUUUGGUUACCUAGGAACUGUCACCACUACAGGAAGCAUGGCAUCGUUUGUACUUGCAGGCAAGGCAGAUUGCCCUCAUUAUGCCAAAGCAGAGCUUCUUGCAGGCUUACUUCAGAGAAGAUUACCCGACUUUUGUAUCCACAAAAUUUGUAUACACCCAAAUGAAUGGAAGCAAUGGCUUGAAAACACUUGCCAAAGUAAUGGCUGGAAACAUGAGCACUCUCCUUUGGUGUGGAGAGAACUUAUUGACAGAGGGGGGAAAGGAAUGCUUCUGGGUGGUUUCAGUGACUUCAUGGAACAUAUACAGGGUUAUUAUGGAAUUACAUCAGACAUGACGUCAGACUUGGUGCUGAAGAUUGCUAAAGAAAACCUUCAGACAAAGGAGCUAUGUGUGCAGGAGGAAGCAAACCGGCGCAGGCUGAUUCGGCCUCUACACAUUUGGAUAAGCAGUGCCCUGCACCCAACAUGCUACUGGCUGAUCCCUCUGCUAUUUGACUCUGAAGUAUUUCCCAGUGCCCCUCUCAUUAGCCUACACCUCCUAGAUGUUGGGGGAAGCGAGGAGGGCUUGCAUGGAAUCAGGAUGGAGACAGAGGACUUGGCCUCUUCACUGUUACACGAAGUCACUGUCCACAAUCUCCUGGACGAUAAUAUCUUUCACGAGGCUCAUUUCAUCAUCCUCCUUGAUGAUUGGCAACAGGGGAAGGAAAAAGAGGGGAAAACAGAAGAUGAUUAUGAAGCAGUCAAGAGAAAAGUGGCCAAAAAUUACCAGCACUAUGGAAAACUCAUCGACUCAAGGGCGCACAAGAACGUGCGAGUGAUAGUUGCUGGGGACUCUUUCAUCAACCUGAAGUGUUGUUUACUGCUGGAGAAUGCCCCUUCUGUGGACUCUGGCCACUUCGUUGCCAUGGGAACUCAGCUAGAGUAUGAAGCAAGGGCACAGAUUGCAAAGAAGCUCAGUGUCACAUCAGCAGAUGUGACUGGUAUCAUCAUUUGGGGAAAUAUAAGUGGCAGUUUCCACGUGGAUUUUCAGCGAGCAAGGGUAUUCCGAUAUGAAGGUGCCAUUUGUGGACCUUCCCAUUUUUCUCAGCCACUUUUGGAGAUGGCAUAUAACAGAAAAUGUUUUGAGACUGACAUUAUGAGGUUGGUGAGUUUGCAACGUUCCAAAGUAACCUCAAAGACCAAAAGAGCUGCAGGCAUGUCAGCAACAAAUGGGAUAUCUGCCAUUCUAAAGGCCUGGAACAGUAAUUCCUCUCCUGAAGAGGUUUUCUCAUUGGGAGUAAUCAGCAGAGGAGAGUACAAUAUUCCCAAAGGCCUUGUGGUCUCAAUGCCUGUCAUUUUCAAUUGUGGAGAGUGGUCUGUACUACCUAAUUUGGCUAUUACUGAUGAAUUGAGGAUCAGAAUUGAGGAUUCAAUCAGCCAGCUCAAAACAGAGAAAGAAAUCGCUGUAUAGGCAAUGAGAUACACUGUCUUGGGACAUCUGUUUGAAGAGGCCUUGAAAACCUGGCAGAACAGAGCUGUUUAUUGUUUUUAUUGAACAAACUUAUCAGAUUAAAGUUGAACUGAAUCAUGUGUCUAUAUGGCAUCAAAUGUCCCUGCCACAUGUCUGGUACUGCUGUCAACCAGAAAACAAGAAAUUCAGCAAAAGGGCUAUGAUGUCAACAAGAUGGCCUAACUUAGUUUUUUCACGUUACUGGUUACACAAUCACCUGUCUAUUUUGCUGUGAUCACACAGGUCAUACCUAAAACCUGUCAAACAAAAACAGGAACUACACGUGUGUUGUACAACAAACUGCAGAUAUUUAGCUGCUGAUUGCUCUUCACGUUAUUUGAGUUCUUUGCUGACAUUCCAUUUGCCUACAGUAGAGGUUAUACUCCCUGUCCUCUCGGAUUAAAUAUUUGUGGAAUAUUUCAGAUGGUUCAUUUUGGCUUUAACUCUGUUACUCUGUAUGCAUGGGCUAUUAUAUGGGGUGUGAGUGGUACAGUGGUUAAUGUUGCUGCCCAAGUGGCCGGCCCAAGCUUGAUUCCCGGCAACCGCAGGAUGCCAAUGCAAGUCGCCUUGGAUAAAAAUGUCUGCUAAAUACUGGACCUUUGCCUCUAUUAGGCUACUCAUUGUGUAACUGAGUGGGCUACAUAAAGGAGUGUGUUGUGGGGCAGCAUUUGAGUGGUUCACUGUAACUUAAGGGCCCAUUCCAGUUGGAAGGGAACAACAUAUUUUAUAAUAGCCAGUGUCUCACCAAAUCAGUUUUUUUAAUCUAAAUGGGCAGCUGAGAGGCUGCCUUUAAAUUUUUUUUAAAUAAAGCAAACUAUUGACUUAUCUUCACUGCAUUAAUCUCAAUGUUUAUGAUGUGAGCUAUGUAGGUUAGUCAAUCAAUAACCUACAAUAUUAUUUAAAUUGCUAAUAGAAUGAUUCAAAUCGGCUAGAAUUACCAGGGCGACAAGGCCUAUCUAUGUUCAGAAAGCAUAGUAGUUUGCAUAUGUGUGAUGAGUCUGAUGAUCAUGACUAGAAAUAUGAGUUGAGAAAAAUGUAUCUCAAUAUGUUAGCUUAUUUACUCUUAUGUAUGAGUUUUUACCCACAGGCAGUGAAACACUUGAUCUCAAAUAUUUAAUUCAGCAUCUUUUUUAUUAUUUAUUUAAAUUUUAUUUUAUUUUAUUUUACUUUAUUUUUGCACAGUGUGGAGCGUAGAC